CAUUUGUGAAAAUGAGUUUCUACGUAACACUUCCGAGCGAUAGCUCUAUGAAUUAUUUCCCCGAAAAUAAAAUUUCACAUUUUAUAACACGUUUACCUGUUCCCAUUGAAUUAAAAGGUAUGUGGGAAGUUGGUUUGGUUGAAUUGCUAUAUCCGCACACAUGGCACAAUGUGAAUGCAGACAAUAACUUAAUUGGAUUUGUUUUAGAGAAAGAUGGUGAAAUGUUAGGUCGUAGAUUACCUCCAGGAUGUUAUGAAACAGUACCUGAUAUUUUAAAAGCUAUUUAUAUUAAAGAACAUCAAAACAAAAUAAUAUUUAAUUAUAACCCAGUAACAAAACGAGUGAAAAUCAAAGUGAAAAAUAACGCUAAAGUGAUUUUACAUGAUGGGUUAGCACAAAUGUUAGGUUUUGAACCUAUGGAAAUUACAUCUACAGAUGAUAGUUCCGAAACUGUUGUAGAAAGUCCUUUUGCAGCCGACCCCUGUGCACAUUAUCGUGUAUUAAUGAUAUAUACGGAUAUUGUAGAACCUCAAAUCGUAGGAGAUGUUUUAGCUCCUCUUCUUCGAAUUGUAAGAGUAACUGGUAGCGAUGGAGAAGUGGUGAGUGCACUAUUUGAUAGACCUCAUUAUUUACCUGUGAAUCGGAAAAUGAUAGACACUUUGGAAAUCGAUAUAAGAACGCAUAUGGGAGCAUUUACGCCAUUUGAACGAGGAAGGUCAUACGUGAAACUUCAUUGUUAAAUGAUGUAUCACAAGGACAAGAUGUAAAAGAGGCUGCUAAGCGUCGACUGAAAGAAGCCGGAAAUAUAUUAACGGAUAAAGCUGCUACUAAAGUGAAGAACAUGAUUGGUUCUGGACGAGUCAAUAAAAAGCAGAAACGUAGGAAAAAGCGUACCAUUUCUCACCGAUCAAAGAAGGUGAAAGCACAGGAUAUUUUCUCUUAA
This is a messenger RNA of Stegodyphus dumicola, 943 nucleotides long. RefSeq lists its product as uncharacterized. Lineage: Eukaryota; Metazoa; Arthropoda; Arachnida; Araneae; Eresidae. The record is from RefSeq and is a predicted model, not a curated record.